AUGACCCACCAAACACACUCAUACCAUAUAGUUAACCCAAGCCCAUGGCCCCUAACAGGAGCAUUAUCCGCCCUGCUUACAACAUCAGGUUUAGUAAUGUGAUUUCAUCACAACUCAUCAUUCCUCCUUACCCUAAGUAUGGCAACUAAUAUAUUAACUAUAUACCAAUGAUGACGAGAUGUAGUCCGAGAAGGUACAUUUCAAGGCCAUCAUACUCCUACUGUCCAAAAAGGCCUACGAUACGGAAUAAUUCUUUUUAUCACCUCAGAAAUUUUCUUCUUCGCAGGCUUCUUCUGAGCUUUCUAUCAUUCAAGCCUAGCACCAACCCCUGAACUAGGUGGAUGCUGGCCACCUACAGGUAUUACCCCUUUAAACCCCUUAGAAGUACCACUACUCAACACCUCAGUCUUACUAGCCUCUGGAGUCUCUAUUACCUGAGCCCAUCACAGCCUUAUAGAAGGAGACCGCAAACAUAUAAUCCAAGCCCUAUUUAUUACAAUCCUCCUAGGUUUGUAUUUUACCAUUUUACAAACCUCAGAAUACUACGAAGCCCCAUUCACAAUUUCUGAUGGGAUCUACGGCUCUACAUUCUUUAUAGCUACAGGGUUCCACGGCCUUCACGUCAUCAUCGGAUCUACCUUUCUCAUCGUAUGCUUCCUACGACAACUAAACUAUCACUUCACAUCUGACCACCACUUUGGAUUCGAAGCUGCUGCCUGAUACUGACACUUCGUAGAUGUAGUAUGACUAUUCCUAUAUGUAUCCAUCUAUUGAUGAGGAUCUU
Molecule: messenger RNA, 784 nt
Organism: Neogale vison (American mink)
Lineage: Eukaryota; Metazoa; Chordata; Mammalia; Carnivora; Mustelidae
Source: the annotation of a RefSeq genome assembly